ACAGCGGGCAUUCCUUAUCACGUGAUCAGCGAGAGCAUCUUUUAGGUCCAUUUUGGAUGAUAGCGAGAGCUCUUGUAGCUAGCUACGACACCCGAAAAUGACUAAAUUGCAGUUUUUAAAUGUAUUUUUGACCGAGCGGCUUAUGCUCGCUGCCCAGGAGAUCUAUAAAUCCGUCGAAGACACGAUUUUGGAAUACCAAGAGGAGAUUGCGCUCAGGGAGAGGGAGAACGACCAUCUGAGACGUCGGCUUCGAGACGCUGGGAUUGAAAUAUGGCCAGACCGUCAGUCCAUGGCACUAUUGGAGGAGGAGGAUAGCGAGCAUCCCCGCCGGGAGUGGAGCCCCAGUAUGGGCCAUGAGGAGCGCAUCCCCAUCCUGAUCAAGGAGAAACGGGAGCUCAGGUACAGCCAGGGGGACGAUCAGCUUCGCGGCCACGGCUCCUGCAGCACCCCAGAGUCCAUGUUCACCCCUCCCCGCGUCAGCAACGAAUACCCCCAGGACCCUCCCCACUCCUCCAACCUGCCCCAGAACCCGUCGGUGGAGAACAGAGAGAGGGAGCCUGGUCCCAGAAGCUCAUCCAGACACGUCAAAUCAGAAGGGUCCCACAGAGGCUCAUCGUCGUCUUCAUCCAACAGCGGCCCGCAGCCCCUGGCCACAGUCAACCCCAACUGCUCCAACGAGAACAUUGACAUCAUUGGGGUGGAGAACGGAGGGCAGAUGUCGGCGGCUAAAGGACGAGCCGGCGGGAGCAGAGGUCAGGGCUCCCACUUAGGCAACCAGGGCGCUAAUUCCACCGCGGCCGCAGAGUGUGGAAAAUCUCCUCUCCAGGUGCACGUGUCGUCGUUCUGCUGCAGGGUGUGCGGGGAGACGUUCAGCCACGUCGGACACCUGCAUGUCCACGUCCAGGUGCACACCCGAGAAAAGCCGUAUCGCUGCGGGGUGUGUGGUAAGUGCUGCAGCUCCUCCGGCAGGCUCCAGGAGCACGCCAGGAGUCACACUGGAGAGAAGCCGUACCGCUGCCAGAGCUGUGGAAAAGGAUUUACCCAGAUGGCCCAUCUCAAGGUCCACAUGCGUAUCCACACAGGAGAGAAACCCUACAGCUGCCCCGUGUGUGGCAAGUGUUUCAGCCGCUCUGACAAAAUCAAACGUCACCUCCAGACCCACAGCCGCGAGGGCACCUACUUCUCGGGGCAGUGAGAUGAGGGAGACGCCACCGCUGGUUGUUCUUGUUGUUAAUGAACGACUGAGUCUCGGUAUAUGAAUGAAUUGCUGAUUAUGGGACAUUUUUAAAAAGCUAAAAUUGCUGCCACUAAGACGAGGCUUGUUUUUUUUCUCACUCUCUCUCUCUGAGCUAUUCUGUGACUUUCUUAGAAUGUUUUAUCUCUCCUCUAAGUAACAGUUCUCUCCAUGCCAUAGUCUAUCUCUCAUGCAAUAGGAUUUGUAUUGCAGUAUAGUCAAUUUAGUAUGUGUCCAUUUUUUUCUUUUUGUAUUUGAGUUAUUAGCUAGUAUUUCCUAAUUAUUUAGUAUUUUAGUAAUAAGCUUGAUAGCAUGAUGAUAAUGAAGUCUUCCGCUAUGCGCCUUGAACGGAGUGCAUUCAGGAUUGCAACAAUGCAGCGUUCCAAUACGUGGUCUUGCCCCAGAUGAUUUGCACAGGGCCAAUUUACACCAAUUUCAAGUUUCUAAAAGCAAUGGUUAUUUUAGAAUUUAAUUUAUUUUUGAUAAAGUAUAUCACAGCCUCUUCUAACACCCUGAAAUCUGAUUUCCUGAAUCACCUGGCUGAAAUUCGUAAGCUGUUUUUAUUUGUGUUUUUUAAUGAACACUGGCUAACCGUAUGGGCAUCGUUUAUAAACAGUUGUCCAUUCUUUGAGUUUCCAAAUAUGGAUAUAAAGUAGACAUAUUAGCCAUUGUUAGUUCGGGUGAGGUCAGGGGUGGGCAUUACGGUUAGCAAUAGCCCUGCCUGCUGUAUUCUAUGUUUCCGUACGGUUAGCCACAUAAAGCCUCCCUGAUAUACUCAAUUUUAAAGAAGCAUUGCCUCUCCCUCAAUCACAUCAACAGCGUCAUUGCAUUUUGGUACACCAGAAGUAUUCUGAACAAAAAUAUAAACGUAACAAUUUCAACUAUUUUACUGAGUUCAUAUAAUGAAAUCAGUCAAUUGAAAUAAAUUCAUUAUGUCCUAAUAUAUGGAUUUCACAUGAAUGGGCACGGGCACAGCCAUGGUUGGGCCUUGGAGGGCAUAGGCCCACCCACUGGGGAGCCAAGGCCAGCCAGUCAGAAUGAGUUUUUCCUACAAAGGUGCUUUAUUACAAUUUAGACACACAUAUCCCUUAGUUUCAUCAGCUGUCCGGGUGGCUGGUCACAGACAAUCCAGCAAGUGAAGAAGUCUGAUGUGGAGGUUCAGGGCUGGCGUGGUUACACUUGAUCUGCGGUUCUGAGGCCGGUUGGACGUACUGCCAAAUUCUCUAAAAUGACUUGAGGCGGCUUAUGGUAGAGAAAUUAACAUUAAAUUCUCUGGCAACAGCUUUGGUGGACAUUCCUGCAGUCAGCAUGCCAAUUGCAUGCUCCCUCAACUUGAGAUGUCUGUGGCAUUCUGUUGUGACAAAACUGCACAUUUUAGAGUGGCCUUUUGUUGUCCCCAGCACAGGGUGCACCUGUGUCAAGAUCAGCUUGUUGAUAUUCCACACCUGUCAGGUGGAUGGAUUAUCUUGGCAAACAAGAAAUGCUCCAUACAGGGAUGUAAACAAAUUUGUGCAAAACAUUUGAGAGAAAUACGCUUUUUGUGUAUAUGAAACAUUUCUGGCAUCUUUUAUUUCCGCUCAUGAAACAUGGGACUAACACUUAUUUUUGUUAUAUUUUUGUUCAGUAUACAUACAUUUCCAAUAGAACGCUGCAUUGUAGUGCGUUCUGUGUGGUGCAUGCGUUGGAUAUAUCCAACGUAUGCAUCAAAUUGUAUGGUAGAGAUAUGCGUUCAGUGUGGUGCAUGCGUUGGAUAUAUCCAACGUAUGCAUCAAAUUGUAUGGUAGAGAUACGCGUUCUGUGUGGUGCAUGCGUUGGAUAUAUCCAACGUAUGCGUCAAAUUGUAUGGUAGAGAUACGCGUUCAGUGUGUUUGCGUAGCAACGCAAAAUGAUAUGCAAUGGUGCUGUCAGUCUGAUCAAGGCAUUAGUCACGGUUGCAGAACUGUAUACUGCCCCCUGAAUUUCAGUCAACUUGUAACUGAUACAAUAACAUACUAUUGUCACAGAGGAGUCAACACCGAGACUGCUAUUCUGCAAGAUACAUUUGACGUUGGUGAUGAUCAUUCUGUGUAUGACCACUAUCUAUCCCCCACCUCUGAUGCGGAUAGGGAUUGUGUGUCCUCUAAGACCUGCACUACUACAGAAAUUUAACCAACACGGUGCAGGGAAAGACCGAUUCCUCAGCUGAGUCGUACAGUAUUUUACCCUGUAUGUGUCUGUGCUGCUUGUUUCAAGAGGAUUGGUCCUGAGCUAGGUUGCUGCUGCACAUAUAUUCACUAUACUAAAUAUCUAGUAAUGGUGGCCAGUUGUUUGCAAGUGUAAAAUACAUUUUUUUCAGACCCUAAUCAAGGUUUCUCCUGGAAUAAAAAGCACUUUAGUGUAUAUUGUGAAAGCAUUUAAUCCAGGAGUAUUAAAUGCCGAGCUGAGACCAAUGCUCAUGAACAAGCAGUAGGCCUAUGGCCCAUACCAGAUACAAACCACAGCCCCCAUCACUUAGGCCAAGUGUCUUGGGCAAUAGGGGCUAUGGGGUUGUCACAAGACAGGGCCUUUAUCACCUCUCAGGACUGAGGCUACUACAGUAGGCCGUCUAACUCGAUCGACAUCCCUCCAGUCUCUUCCCCACAGUCUAUUCUGGGACACUGCUGCUCCCACACACAUUACUGUACAGUGUUGUAUCAUUGUGUACUAAAUGUUAUUUUUUAAUAAACUAGUAACUGAC
Molecule: messenger RNA, 3950 nt
Organism: Oncorhynchus mykiss (rainbow trout)
Lineage: Eukaryota; Metazoa; Chordata; Actinopteri; Salmoniformes; Salmonidae
Biological process (GO): regulation of transcription by RNA polymerase II
Molecular function (GO): DNA-binding transcription factor activity, RNA polymerase II-specific; RNA polymerase II cis-regulatory region sequence-specific DNA binding
Source: RefSeq, a predicted model, not a curated record